This is a messenger RNA of Nomia melanderi (Alkali bee), 3824 nucleotides long. The record is from RefSeq and is a predicted model, not a curated record. Lineage: Eukaryota; Metazoa; Arthropoda; Insecta; Hymenoptera; Halictidae.
GAGCAACAAAUCGUGCAGCAGACGAGCGCCGACAGGGAGCAACAGAUCAAGCAGGAGAUCGACGCGCAGGACAGCAUGGAUCGUACCACGGUGCAAACGUUGCCGAUCGGUGGCGCCGGUUCCGAGGUGACCGACUUCGCCGAGACCUUGGAUCUCAGUCAGGAGGAUAUCCAGCGAACGUUAUCCGCGAACAUGGUGCCGCCGUCGCCGUCCCCUUCCCCGGCGGACAACAGCAUGAUCAAUCCGAUGGACUUCAUCGACUCGUCCGACGACGUUCUGGUCAAUCUGGACGCGUUCGACGUGUUCGGCGACCUGCCGGAGCUGCACGAUUUCGAGGCCGAGCAGACCAAAGCCGAGGAGAGGGGUGGGUCCGAUAACGACGUGGGAUGUCAUCCGGGUACAACCGUCCAUAUUGCAGAGUACAGUCCGGAAUGGAGUUACACCGAGGGUGGUGUGAAGGUACUGGUCGCUGGCCCGUGGACCGGCGGAAGUAAUUCUCAAUCGUACUCGGUACUGUUCGACGCCGAGCCGGUUGAAGCCUGCCUGGUGCAGCCAGGCGUGCUGCGUUGCCGUUGCCCCGCUCACGCUCCUGGGAUAGCGUCCCUUCAGGUAGCUUGCGACGGUUUCGUUGUCUCCGACAGCGUCGCCUUUGAAUACCGGAGAGCGCCUACGACCGAGCCGAGCCCGGAGAGAGCUCUGCUGGAUCGUUUGGCGGAUGUCGAGUCUCGUCUGCAAGGACCCGGCCCACCAUCCCCCGCAGUUCACCUGGAAGAGCGACUUGUCGCGUAUUGUCAGGAUGCUGUUGUCCGUCCGUGGCGAGCCGGAGCGGAACCGUUACAAUCCGGUGGCCCUACACUGUUGCAUUUGGCCGCCGGGUUGGGCUACUCCAGGUUAGCCUGCGCGCUCCUCCAUUGGAGAGCGGAAAAUCCUAGUAGCGUAUUAGAUGCCGAAGUCGAUGCCCUGAGGCAGGAUAGCGCCGGUCUCACGCCGCUUGCUUGGGCUUGCGCGGCGGGACACGCGGAUACUGCCAGGAUACUUUAUAGAUGGAACGCGAUGGCGCUCCGCGUGCGGGAUUGCCAGAACAGAACAGCGACCGAGCUGGCUGCGGAGAACGGUCACACGGCGAUCGCGGAAGAAUUGAACCGUCUCGAAGCGAGGAGGCAAGACGAGAGGCUAUUCUUGCGGCCCGCCAGCCCUAGUCCUAGGAGGCCAUCUCAAGACAGCGGUCUCGAUCUGGCGUUGUGUGGCUCGCCGCUGUUGGACAACAUGGAAUUGUUGCAAGAGGAUGACUCGUCAUUAGCCCUCAGCGAGCAGGGAAUGGAGAGCGCUCCGACCCCUCAGGAGACUGUAGGGGAGGAAGACGCGAGGGUGCUGACAUUGGCUGAGCAAAUUAUAGCUGCCCUGCCGGAGAGGAUCAAGAGAGCGGAAGGUGAUUCCCCGUCUUCUUCCUCGCCGCCUCCCCCGGCACCGCCAUUGUCGCCACUGGAGGACGCUCUGAUGGAUCAAAUGCCGCUCGAUUCCGGGGAGUUGUUCGACUCGUACCGCGAGUGCAGCGGAGGCGCAGCAUCGGUGUCGGACGCCGACGCGGACGCGAGUCCGUCGAGUCCGUCGAGCAGCUGCCUGACGCCGGACUCGCCGUCCCCGCCGCCCACCACCGCCGACUUUUGCGAGUUCUUGCAGCUGCAGUUGCAACUGGACGGCGGCAACGGUCGUAACGGGCAAUACUACGCGACCGGCGAAGGGCGGAAGUUCGGUAACGUGAUCGGCUCCGGGAUUUGCGGGGCUGUGACGGGUGGCGGUAACGGGGCCGGGACCGGGACCGGGGACGGGAGCGAGGCGGACUUGAGCAGGCUCACCUUGUCCGACUGCGAGCAAAGGGAGCUCUACCAUGCGGCGCGUAUGAUCCAGAAAGCCUACAGAAACUACAAGGGCCGCCAGAGGCAGGAGGAGGCCGAGAGACACGCCGCCGUACUCAUCCAGCAAUAUUAUCGUCGACAUAAACAGUACGCUUAUUAUAGACAAGCCACGAAGGCCGCGCUGGUGAUACAAAGCAACUACCGGAAUUAUCGGUCGCGCCCCGGGUCCGCGAGCUCCCGGCAGCAGGCGGUCCAUCAGCAGGCCGCGCAUCAGGCGGCGAGGAAGAUCCAGCAGUUCAUGCGACAGUCGAAAAUCAAGCUGCAGAACGCCAGGGCCGCCGCAAACGGGAACGGGAGGCAGCCAGCGGCCAUUUUACGGGGGGUUGCUGUCCCCCAAAGCUCGCCCUCAUCUAGCCCAGGGGCCAGCCUAGUAGCCGCCAGCCCAGAGGUCACUUAAUCGACCGUCGCUCGACAAGCACGCGGAACGCCGAUCACGUUUCGGACGCGAAACAAUAGAGCCUAGGCCAUCCUGCAUUGAGAAAGCUCGCCAGUGGGGGACGGCUCUGGAGGAACGAUUCGUUCGACGUAUCGGCGAGCAUCGUGGGGGCGGCCAGCACACACCCCCCGACCCGAGGAUCGUUUUCGGAUCGACCACGAGCAGCGCGCGGACACACGGUUUUCGCUCUCUACGACACACCCCCUUUCUUUCCUCCCUUUCUUUUCCGGCCACCCGAUCGAAACACGCGUACCCUUUUCGCCCAAGCACGUCGACCCCUCGAUGGUCGCGUCUAGUCCUUCGACGCAUCCUAUCUUUUUAUCUUUCGCUUCGACGCCCGCCGUCUUCUAACCUAUAUUCUGUAUUUAUUCUCCACUCUCCGCAUCUCUCUUCGACGGUCGACGUUUCAGCGGCGCAACAAAGGUAGGUGGUCCUGUCCCACGAAAAUUCCGGCGCGCCGCGUUAACACUUCGAGGGCCGCGUUGCGAAAGGAGAAUGCGUUUGGUGGAUGCUCCGCGAGGUAGGUCGGCCACUCGAAGUGUUACGGGUCGCGUGUGUCCCGCAGACACGAUCGAGAUGCCACGUGGAACGGUAUCGUUGCUCCUCGUUUGGGGCGCUGACUAUCAUCGAUCACACUUUACGACUGAGAGUACAAAAAGAGGCUACGUUCUCGCUGAAACCUUUCUCAGCGAACGACCGUUUCCCGUUCCGCGUCGAUUCGCCAGUCAGCUUCCUGAACUCGUUUCAAUCCGCGUGAGCCCGACUCCUCGAAAUCCAUUUUCUUCGCCGGUUCGCGUGUCGGUGAGUCGUUCGCGCGGGUAUCCUGCUUUCGUUUUGGUUCUUUCUUUUUUCUACUUCCGCGCGACGCGUACGAGACAGUAUUUCGCCAACUGUGCUAUUUCUUUUCUUAUUUUACCUCACGAAACUCUUGGAGUUUUCUUUAGAUUUCUCUACCAAAUUUCUAGAUUAUUCGGAUAACUACGAUGAAACAGUAUUGAAGCGAUCAUUGAAACGUAUAAAGUAUUCUUCGAAUUUCUAUAGGAAAACUAACAAUCGGGAGAUUAAAGACGGUAAUCGACAAAGACAUUCGCUAUAAUUUUAAGUAGUUUACCCUUGGACGUUUCUAUCUGUUCGCAUUUGGAAAGCGACGACGGUCCGGGCCCGCGGUACUCGUUCGUCACGCGAACCGAGAUCGCGAGAACCGCUUCGACACUGCGAUAUUCUCAUCGGGCGGCGGCGAACGAUCUCUUCUUCCGUGGCACGAUAGUUUCUCCUUCGUCGCUCGUGACGAGGAAGGCAAUAUACACGAUUCAGGUCGAUGGAUGUGGAUCAGCUUAUUUCCGAUCAAGUUCUGCUAUAUCUGGUAUAUCUGGUACAUCUGGGAUUUCGGAUGAACAAACGAGAGCCCGAGUGAAUGGACGAGAGAAAGAGAUGAUCGGUAGAGUGUGCGAGUGUGAGCGCGUGAGAAAAUA